UAUUCUAGCCGUAAAUUAUCGGUGCUCGAUUCAGUCCGAUGCGAUGGUCGGUUAUCGACUGCUUUGGCCUGGUUAGUGUUUUGUGUUUUGAGCGCUGCUAAAACAUGGCGGCGCCCUCGUGUGACGGCCAGCUUGUUCCUAUCAAAAAGCCUACAUCAGUCCAAAGACCUCGGCGAGUGGCCAAUCAGAUUCCAGAUGAAAUUCUGCAGGAUCCCGAGUUGCGGGAAGCAAUGAAAGCCUUACCUGCAAACUACAACUUUGAAAUCCCCAAGACUGUAUGGCGAGUGAGACAAGCCAAGGCGACAAGAGUGGCUCUCCAGUUUCCAGAAGGCCUGCAAUUAUUUGCCUGCGUCAUCGCCGACAUCAUCGAGAGGUUCACGGAAGCGGAUACCAUCGUGAUGGGGGACGUGACGUACGGGGCUUGCUGCCUGGACGACUUCACCGCACGAGCCUUGGGAGCCGACUUCAUGGUGCACUACGGGCACAGCUGUCUCGUCCCCAUCGACUCCACCGCCGGGAUUAAGAUGCUCUACGUCUUUGUGGACAUCCAGAUGGACAACGCGCACUUUCUGGACACGCUCAAGUUCAACUUCCGGCCCGGACAGUCCCUGGCGCUUGUCAGCACGAUUCAGUUUGUGGCUGCGUUGCAGGCUGUGAGCGCAGCCCUCAAGCCCGAGUACGACGUGCUGGUGCCACAGUGUCGACCUCUGUCACCCGGAGAGAUUUUGGGCUGCACCUCUCCUCGCUUGGACCGUGAUGUCAAUGCCAUCAUCUAUUUGGGUGAUGGAAGAUUUCAUCUGGAGUCCAUCAUGAUUGCAAAUCCAGAUAUUCCUGCCUAUAGAUACGACCCCUACAGUAAAAUCUUCUCCAGGGAGCACUACGACCACGAGGCCAUGCGCGCCUUGAGGCUGGACGCCAUCCGCAAGGCUCGCUCGGCCCAAAGGUGGGGGCUCAUUUUGGGCACGCUGGGCCGGCAGGGAAAUCCAAAAGUUCUGGAGCACUUGGAAUCAAAGCUGGAGUCGGUGGGCAGGAGCUUUUCCAGAGUUCUCCUGUCCGAGAUUUUCCCCAGCAAGUUGGAUCUGCUGCCCGAUGUUGACGCGUGGGUGCAGAUUGCAUGUCCGCGCCUGUCCAUCGAUUGGGGUUCGGCCUUUUCCAAACCGCUACUGUCUCCCUAUGAGCAUCUGCAUUCAAAUCAUUCGGGCUGCACUUGCAUAAGGAACGUAUCCCCACAUGGUCUCUGGCUAGCAGCCGUGGCCCUCCAGGAGACAGCCUGGAAGGAGGUCUACCCCAUGGACUUCUAUUCCAAUCAGAGCCUGGGGCCGUGGACCCCCAACCACCCCUCCAACCAGCCGCCUCGCCCCACUCGCGCCCAGGCACGCUCUCCAGCUGCUUCCCUGCAGAACGCCAACAAACAGUGUACACGGCCGCAAUGCGCCCCCUGCAGUUGCCAGGCGGAAUGACAAAAGGGACACGUUGAAAGACUUGGACUGGAACAAAGUGGGUAUACACUUAAUCCAGCCAAUAUGCCACACAAAAAAAAAAUCUCUCACUUCUUACAGCAAAUGACUUGUGCACAUUUUGCAGCGUGCACGCACUUGAGAUAAUAGCUUCUACGUGCUCAUGUAUGAGUCAUAUUCCCUCGGAGAAGCGGACGGGUGUUUUUACCGAUAUAGGGUGCAAAUGUAAAGUUGGAAAAAAAAAAAGAGAGACAAUGACCCAGAGUGACUUUGGUCGACCCUUGUGACCUUGAUUUAACUUGGGUCCCUUUGUGGCAUCUGCUCUGUAAGAUGGAGCUCUUUAUUUAUUUAACAGAGCUCUCUGUAGAAUGUUUAUGGGAAUUUAUAAUACAAUAAAUGAAAAUAAGAUAUAUAUAUUUCUGUUGGAGUUUUUGGCAGCUGUUUUUUUUCCACCAAAUGUAAGAUGGAGCAAGAAUAUCUGCCAGUCACGACUCUUUCCAUCCUCAUUAUUUAUGGAUGGAGGAUUCUGGUAAUAAAUAAAUAUGUAAGAAAAAGAAAAACAUACAAAUUUUGCUGCAGGAAAAGCUGACUGUCCUUCACACAACCUGAGAUACCCCCCCCCCCCUACCUCUCUUGCCCCCCCCCUUUCUUCUCUCGUGGGUGGGAUUGGGUUUUAAUGCCCCCCAAAAAAUUCCUACACUUUUCCCAUCACGGCGUCUCCUUGGCAACACGUCGAUCCUCCCCGACUUGUGUCUCACGUUGAGCAUAUGGGUAGAUGCACAGCAGCAAAGAAGAAAUCAUCGGUCUCGCUGAAACCUUUGUAAUGGUUUUUUUUUUUCCUUUUUUUUUUUUUUUCCAUCAAGAGACUGCAGGAACAUUUGACAAUUACAGUUACAGUGUUUCUUUAAACUAACAGUUGCACUUUCCUAAAACAAAAUGAUUUACUCAUUUUAUUACCACCAGACAAUUGUGGACAUGGUUUCCUAUUUGAUAUGGGAAAUUAUGUGCAGGCUUCUCACAAAAAGUAAAAAAUAACUAUUGAUAAGUAAAAUAAUAUAUUUUUUUCUCAAAUAUCUUUUUAAACUGACAUCUCCUCUUUCUUACACUCUUUCUUUUCCCUUGACUGAUCAAGAGCGAGCUCAAGAGAGCAGCCUACAGAAAAUCACGAUUAGAAAUAUCUGUGCUAAACUGCAAUACCAUGUGUGCCCGUUAAAUGUCACUGUUCGCACAGUUUAUUUUCAAUAAUGUGAGUCACCUCUUCUCAGGAGUGGCCUUGUGGUUCGGCACAAUCAUCCUUUACAAUUUCCGUGACUUUUUCACUGACACAGAAAUUUUAAAAAAUUAAAGCAGUGUUUUGCAUCUGUUUGGCAGGAAAUGCAGAAGUAAAUUGCUUUUGUCAACCGUACUCUGCCCCCUUGCUUUCUCUAAUUAGCCUUUCUUAAUUAGAUUUAUAGUCACUCAUCGUGUUGCGUGUGAACUGUCGAGACGUUUCGUAGGUGGCUGACAAACUGAGAAAGUCUGAGGGAGAAGAAUCGACGCCGAGUAGGCUGCUUGAUUUUAUUGUGACAAUUAUAAUGACAGCUAGUCAUGGAACGCUACGAAGAUACCGUACGUCUUUGUCAGCCAUUUAUGAGCUGCUUCGCAUCUAUGGCAAUAUUAUUAUUUUAUUUUUUGUCUUUGUGCAGUGCGAGAACACUUGAUGGCUAAGUUAGCACAUAUGCUAAUGCUACCAUACUAAUAUUCUAGAGCCCCUGAAAUUGGUGACGCUUCUCCUUUACAAAUCAAUUCUGAUUAUUUUGAUACCAUUACUUCAGGGUGUGAAUAUACCUUAACCCGAGAAAAGGCCGACAACUUUGUGUAAAUGUCGAAAUUAGAAAAAUUCCAAAUGCAAUUAGUUCAGGAGUUAAGGCUCAUCGACAAAGACCACUGGGGAAAUCGAAACAGUAAAUACCACUGUGUGUGUGUGUGUGUGUGUUGCGGUUGCCGAGUGCAUGAAGCUUGAAAAAGAGUCUUUGAAGGAAAACAAAUAAGUGGUAUAAAGCGAUGACUAAUCCUGCGUAGGAGCUCGGCUCAAGCACCCCACCGCCACAACGCACACACACUUAGACAAGCAGCACAGUGUCAUCACUGUCCUCAAUUUUCCUCUCCAUGAACCCACUUUGACCUUUCCCGAGAUGGUUAUUUCAAGGAAACUAGCUCCAUUAUUUUACUGAGAUGCCCUUUGAGAGGGUUGAUUAUUGCUUUCCGUGUCCCAUCUGAUGCUCCAGGAACAAGUGUUAUGAAAAAUAAUGCUGAUUUAGAAGAACUUCCAUUAGUCCUCUGAGUCAUUGUUAAAAGGGCUGAAGGAAGGGGAAACAAAACAGCAGUAAGAGAGCGAGGAGGAAAUGUGACUCAUUGGUGAGCGAUGCGUGUUGUUGCUGCUGCAAGUAGAGCCGAGCACCAUCUCAUCUCCUCGAGGAUGUCUUGGCUCGCUGUGUGAUUGUCUUGGAGAAUGUUUAUUUCUCCUUCUAUUAUUAAGUAUCUAGGAUGGUGAGGCCUAUUCUAAAGGAUGAGGAUUAAUUUCCAUUUUAUUGAUCUCAACAGCGACAAGUGUCUUAAUGCAACAUAUUAGAGAAGAUCUUCAACCUUGGCGUCAUUUUUGAUACCACACUAUUGUUUGAUUUAGACUAAAGAUGGUAAUUUAAAAAAAAGUUUUUAUCCUUGAAAAAUGUGGUGUACCGCAGGGAUCAAUUUUAAGUCCUCGCUUUCUUACCCGUAUCAUCAGAGGUUAACAAAUAUAUUUUUAUUUAUUUUCAUUUUACUGUCACUCCUGUGUGUUAUUUUUUAUAACAUACAAUAUAAAUUGCUAUUUUCCACCCAAGAGAUCCGUUUUAGUUGUAACGUUUUCAUUACCUCCCAGAUGUACAAUGAAAGGCGAAUUUUUCAUUUGUGCCGUCUGGCGAGUAUUAGUAUUCGGGAUGCUGCAGGUGCUUCCUUUCACAGAUCAGAGACUUGAGCUGAAUGGAUGGCCACCAUCACGUCAGAGGCUUGGGCUCCACCCUCCAGGCCAUGUAGAUGUAUGGACGGAUGCGCGUUACGUAACAACCUUCUUCACAUGACUCGGCGACAACCAAUUAGGGUGGUGUCCUUUAGAUGUCCGUUCCCACGUUGAUGAACAUGCGAGCAUGUAGCAGGAUAUUAAAAGGAUUUAAAGGGAAAAAAAAAAAAGGCGGGCGGUCGCG
This is a messenger RNA of Syngnathus typhle (broad-nosed pipefish), 4678 nucleotides long. It is a transcript of the gene dph1, whose product is annotated as diphthamide biosynthesis 1. Gene Ontology annotation, molecular function: 2-(3-amino-3-carboxypropyl)histidine synthase activity. Gene Ontology annotation, biological process: protein histidyl modification to diphthamide. The transcript is spliced from 14 exons. The coding region runs from base 105 to 1460 and encodes 451 amino acids. The record is from RefSeq and is a predicted model, not a curated record. NCBI's taxonomy places the organism in Eukaryota, Metazoa, Chordata, Actinopteri, Syngnathiformes, Syngnathidae.